AUGUCACACGGCUGCUUCUACCAGGUCCCAGGAAAGCGUCGUACAGUCAACGAAUACCUUCCCCAGGUAGGGUUGGACGUGCACGCAACACUUCUGUCGACCACUUCCAGGGCCCUCUUCAUUCAGACCUUCGUGAAUCCAUCAUCUUCAGAGCCUAUUCCAGAGGUGCUCUAUACUUUUCCACUCUAUGACGGGUCCAGUGUUGUCAAUUUUACCUGCCGUGUAGGAGCCGACGUUAUUCGGGGCAAAGUGAAGCCAAAGAAGAAGGCCGACGAGAUCUACCAGAGAGCGAAGGCCAAAGGACAGACUGCUGCAAUUUUUGACCAAUCAUGCAAUGCUGGCGAUAUUUUCAAGACCAGGGUGGGCAAUGUCCCAGCCGGUGGGACAGUCGUUGUUGAAAUCACAGUGGUGGAAGAACUGAAACAGGACGCCCAAACGAACGGACCACGGUACAUAGUUCCCACGGCCAUCGCUCCACGAUAUGGUGAGCGGCAUGAUGUAUCAACUGGCCCCAAGGGAACUGUUGUCAAGACAGCGAUCACGAUUGAUGUUAUCAUGGAAAAGGGCUGCACAAUUCGUAAUGUCCGGUCGCCAAGUCACCCCAUUGAGUUGAACCUAGGCCGGGCCUCCUACAUGCCAGAAUCUACUUUCGAGCCUUGUUACGCCUCGGUCAAGCUGCAGAACAAUGCAGUCAUCAAAGAGGAUUUUGUUCUGACUGUGAACGCUGAUAAUCAAGAUAAGCCAAUCGCUUUCCUGGAAACAUAUCCCACUCUGCCCAACCAGCAAGCAUUGAUGGUCUCUCUGGUCCCAAAAUUCAGCCUUCCGCCAGACCCUUCAGAGAUUAUUUUUGUACUUGACCGAAGUGGCAGUAUGCAAGACAAGAUUGUGACCCUAAAGUCUGCCCUGGAGGUAUUCCUGAAGUCUCUUCCCCUCGGCGUGCCAUUCAAUAUUGUCUCAUUUGGCAGUCACUGCAGCAAAUUAUGGCCUCGCAGCAGGGUCAGUGACAAAGCAAGUCUCUCCGAUGCACUUGAAUUCACGAAGACCGUCGAUGCGGAUAUGGGAGGGACAGAAAUUCUGGCUGCUCUCAAGGCUGCUGUGGAAAACCACUACAAGGAUAAGGUCCCCGAGGUCCUGCUCCUCACCGAUGGGCAGGUCUGGAACCAGUCGAAAAUUUUCACGUUCGUGACCGGGGCUGUACAACAAAGCUCUGCCCGUCUCUUCACUCUGGGAAUCGGAAACUUUACUUCCCAUUCUCUCGUCAACGGAAUUGCUCGAGCAGGGCGAGGCUUUUCUCAGUCAGUCCUGGACUUUGAGGAACUAGAUAAAAAGGUAAUCCGCAUGCUUAAAGGGGCUUUGAUGCCACGACUCAAUGGCUGUCGAUUGGAUCUGGGACUGUCUGUUCUGGAUGAUGGUUUCGUGGAGAUUGAAUCAGUUAGGGGUGAACAACCAUCCCUGGAAGCAUCCACGAAGCAAUUUUCCAUCUUUGAAGAAGUCCACGAUGAUUCGGUAAUUCUGGAAGAUUUGGGGCAGCCUUUGCCAAAGCUGUCUGUUCCGACAAUCAUUCAUGCACCGACUGUGCUCCCUUGUUUAUUUCCCUCCAUUCGAUCAACGGUGUUUGUCCUGUUUUCAAAUGAGAGCUCUUUUCUUCCUGGCAAGGUCAUGCUACGCGCCAAUAGCCGACAUGGCCCACUAGAGCUAGAGAUACCGGUUCAAGACGUUGGGAGUGGAGAAACCCUUCACCAGCUAGCAGCCAAAAAGGCCAUGACCGAGCUUGAGGAGUCUCGAGGCUGGAUCCAGGAUGCAAAGAUUAAAGGUGGUGUAUCAAUCAAGGAGAAAUAUGAGAGUCGAAUGGAUGAACUCGUACAGAACGAGUGCGAACGGCUGGGUGUUCGAUUCCAGAUCGCUGGCAAGCACUGCUCCUUUGUGGCUAUUCGAGAAACAAAGCCCGAUUCCAAACCCAAGGCAGAAAAUGCGGAAACUCACGAAGGCGAUGUAUCUGCUAUGAGCGACAAGGAUAUUGAGGGUGAAUGUGACUCAGAUACGGCGGAGCAGGGUGUCUUGAUGCUUCUUCACGAUCCCAGAGACUCUGGUGAUGCAUCAGCUAGCUGCGCUCCUGCAUCGACAUUCGUUCCAUGUGCUUCCACGACGCCUUACGAGGCUUGUUCGGAAGAUGAAGAGUCGGACGAAGAUAUGGGCUUCGGACUUUUUGAUGAUUAUAUUCCUCCACCGAUUCCUCAGAUCAAGGAUUCGUACAAGAAGAGAGCCUUUUCCAUCGCACGACUUACAGUUGCAGGAAGGAGUCAUCGAAUGUCAAUGCUUGAGAGCGACGGCGAAGGCUCCGAAGCUAGUGGCGGAGAAUCGAAAUUGCAGCAACUCAUCCAGCUGCAGACAUUUGAGGGUUACUGGGACUGGUGCGACGAGGUUGAUCGGAUAAUAGACAUUGAUCAAAAUGCUCUUCGUGCGCAGCUGCUUCAUCGAUACAACGCGCUUACAGGCGACGAGACUGAUAUUCUGAGCAAUUCUGACUGGAAACGGAUUCUUGCUACUAGCCUUGUGGGUCUUUAUUUAGAAAAUCGGGCAUCGGAAUCCAAAGAUGUUUGGGAAUUGCUCAAGGAGAAGGCAGACAAGUGGGUGAAGGAUGCGACUGAGUCUAUGAGUCAAGAGUAUGGAACAGUUGCGAGAGAGCUAUUUGCUGAGCUGAAAUCUUUAUUUUGA
Molecule: messenger RNA, 2715 nt
Organism: Penicillium brasilianum
Lineage: Eukaryota; Fungi; Ascomycota; Eurotiomycetes; Eurotiales; Aspergillaceae
Source: the annotation of a GenBank genome assembly